AUGGACAAAAAAUUAAUUAAUUUAGAAAAUGUUGUUUCAGAAGUUUUAGUUGAAUCACCAUCAUUUUCCUUUAAUUGUGCACAUUUUAUUGCUUAUAAAGGAUUUAAAGAAAAACUACAUGGACAUAAUUAUAAAGUUUCUUUAAAAAUGAAAGGUUCUAUACAGAAUGAUGGUUAUGUAAUAGAUUUCUCUAUUUUGAAAGAUGUAAUUAAAAAAAUUUGUAAAGAACUAGAUCAUCGCUUUAUAUUACCUAUUUAUAGUGACGUUUUAAAAAUUGAGAAAGUGAAUAAUAACAUAAAAAUUACAUGUGAAGACAAUUCAGAAUAUUCCUUCCCAGAAAGUGACUGUGUUGAAAUACCUAUAAAACAUUCUUCCUCAGAAGAAAUUGGAAAUUAUAUUAUAGAAAGAGUAAUUGAAGAAAUAGAUCUAUCAUUUUUAAAAUCAAGAAAAAUUAAUUAUAUUGAAAUGUGUGUAAGUGAAUCACCAACACAAAAGGCUAUAUUAUAUAAAUAUUUGUAG
Molecule: messenger RNA, 519 nt
Organism: Plasmodium gallinaceum
Lineage: Eukaryota; Apicomplexa; Aconoidasida; Haemosporida; Plasmodiidae
Product: 6-pyruvoyltetrahydropterin synthase, putative
Exons: 1
Coding region: 1-519 (172 amino acids)
Source: RefSeq, a predicted model, not a curated record